AUGAAACCUUCUCAAGAACUUAUAUUAACUGUGUGUAUACUGUGUCUGGUGAAUGUGGUCAGUUCUGGAUUUCCAGUUCGUUCAACUCACACAAGCCAGACAACAAGCAAAAUAACAAGCAAAACAACAAGCCAGACAACAAGACAGACAGCAAGCCAGACAACUUUCCGUACUCCUGCAGCAGAAUGUCUGGACAAGAUACCCGACUGCCAAGUGUAUGGUCAGGGCGCCUGUUCUGGAGAUUACGAGACGUGGGCUCGUCAGAACUGUGCAGCGACUUGCGGGUUUUGUAUACCUGUGACGACCCAACCUCCACCUUGUACGGACUUCUUAGACAACUGUGAGAGCUAUGGGAAAACCACAUGUGAAACUGCUGAAUACGUUUCCUGGGCACUAACAAACUGCAGAGCAUACUGUCGCUUCUGUACAGCCGCACAACUUACAGAGCUUGACGCACGGAAAACGACCAUUCCGCCCGAAUUAUGCCUGGACAAGCUCGACUGUGAUAUGUACGGAGAUUAUAUCUGUAAGGACAAAGACUACGCCGGAUGGGCCACAACCAACUGUCCGCUCUACUGUGGCUUUUGUAAAGGCAUACCGACUCCUCCAAAACCUUGCGUGGACACACAGCCAGACUGUCCCCUCUAUGGGAGUGACGUGUGCAGCAACCCGGAAUACACAACCUGGGUCAAGGAUCACUGUGCGAAGUUCUGUGGGCUCUGCGGUAACUAG
Molecule: messenger RNA, 732 nt
Organism: Candidula unifasciata
Lineage: Eukaryota; Metazoa; Mollusca; Gastropoda; Stylommatophora; Geomitridae
Source: the annotation of a GenBank genome assembly